Messenger RNA from Bactrocera dorsalis (oriental fruit fly), 858 nucleotides. Its product is annotated as putative nuclease HARBI1. The transcript has 3 exons. Lineage: Eukaryota; Metazoa; Arthropoda; Insecta; Diptera; Tephritidae. Bases 64 to 843 code for a protein of 259 amino acids. The record is from RefSeq and is a predicted model, not a curated record.
GCUUUGAGAUUUUUUGCGGAAGGCAGUUACCAACAUGGAGUUGGUACUGAUUAUAAUGUCGGAAUGGGUCAGUCAACUGUGUCAAAGUCACUGUCUCAUUUUCUCGAAGUCAUGCAACGAAAGCUUUGCCCUGAGUGGAUCAAAUUUGACCAGAGUGAAGAGGAAAAAAUACAAGCGAAGCAAGAGUUUUAUGUGAAGGCUAGUUUCCCAGGAGUCAUUAUGUGUGUUGAUGGUACGCACAUAAAAAUAGUGAAGCCAUCUGAAGAGGGGUUUCUAUAUUAUAAUAGAAAAGGUUUUUAUAGCAUCAAUGCUAUGGUGGUGUGCGAUAACAGAAUGCGUAUAAAAAGCAUUGAUGCCAGGUAUCCUGGGUGCAAUCACGACUCGCAUGUAUGGGGCUUAAGCAAGCUGAGAUCGCAUAUGGAACGGCGAUAUCGGGAAGGUGAAAGAAACGCGUGGCUGUUAGGUGAUGCGGGGUAUCCAUUGCAGCCUUGGCUAAUGACUCCAUAUCGAUCUGUAAGUCAAGGCAGCCCGCAAAGUAAUUACAACAUGCGGCACUCCACAACAAGGAAUAUAGUAGAGCGGACGAUUGGGGUAUUGAAGAACCGUUUCCGAUGCUUGUUGGGUGCUCGAGAACUACAUUACUCACCACAAAAAGUCAGUCAAAUAAUAAACGUUGCCUCUGCUCUCCACAACAUUUGCAUUUACUACAAAGUGGGAGAUUUGAACGCAAAUGAAUUUAAUUUUGAAAGCCGUCAGGAGGAGGAGGAAGAAGAGCAAAGCAGUGACCCCGAUUAUACUUCCAUAGCAAAUCGUAUUCGAGACAACAUACUCGCUACUUUUUAAUAAAUUUGAGAAACG